Lasiodiplodia theobromae is the source of this 1110-nucleotide messenger RNA. RefSeq lists its product as hypothetical. The transcript has 3 exons. Lineage: Eukaryota; Fungi; Ascomycota; Dothideomycetes; Botryosphaeriales; Botryosphaeriaceae. The record is from RefSeq and is a predicted model, not a curated record. The coding region runs from base 1 to 1110 and encodes 369 amino acids.
AUGCACUUCUCCGCCAUUGUUGUAGCAGUCAUCUGUGCUUCCAGCCCUCUGGUGGCCGGCCACGCCGCCAUCAUCGGUGCUCAGGGUGAUGCUGGCGGAAAUGGAUCUGCCAUUGGAAUUGUUGGCAGCACACCUCGUGAUGGCACCAGGCGUAACCCUUUCCAGGCCGAUGCUACCCGUUUCCGAGGCGAUGCUGCAGACACCUGCGGGGAGACCAUUGGAGCAGGUACCAACGACGUCGAGUCGGGUACUCAGCAGGUCCUUGCUGCCUCUGGCAACACCCUGCCCCAAGUCAGCCCCGGUGGCCAGCUCCAAAUGACGCUUCACCAAGUCAACUCUGACGGUGCCGGCCCCUACACCUGCAUGAUCGACCCCACCGGCACCGGCACGCAGUGGACACAGAUCAACGUUGCUCAGAACGUCCCCGGCAGCCGAAGGGGCCGUAACAGAGACGGCGAGGCCACCGACUUUUCUCUCGUCGCCGACAUGCCCGCCGGUAUGAGUUGCACUGGCACGGUUGCUGGACAGACGAAUGUCUGUAUGGUCCGCUGUCAGAAUCCUGCUCGCGCGGGUCCGUUUGGAGGAUGCGUGCCUGUCCAGCAGUCCGGCGCCGGCGCUAACAAUGCUGCUGCAACUCCUGCUGCCGGCGGUGCUGCCGGCAUUGCCACUCCUGCUGCCGGUGCCGGCACUGCUGGUACUGCUGGCACUGCCGGCAACACUGGUACUGCCGGUUCUGCCAAUGCUGGCACUGCUGGUUCUGCCAAUGCUGGCACUGCUGGUUCUGCCAAUGCUGGCACUGCCGGCACUGCCGGUACUGCCGGUUCUGCCGGGCUUAGUGCUGGUGCCACAACUGGUACUAAUAAUGCAUUUGGCCAGUCCGCUGCUGGAGCGGCUGACUCAGCUGCCGCUGAUGCUCAGGAGGAAGAGGAAGAGGAAGAAGACGAGGACGAGGAGGAUAGGAAGAAGGCAAGAUCUGAGCAGAGUACUUCUGGUCAAGCCGACUCGGCCGCUGCCGAUGCCGCCGACCGUGAGAAUGAAGCUGAAGACGAGGCGGAGGAUAGGGCCGUCAAGGUGAUCCAGCGCCGCGUCAAGAUCAACUUGGUUGCCUGA